UCAGGGAAAUCUGGGAUAUCUGGGAAAGGGGAGUCGGCGAAACCCGGGACUAAACCGGCCGAAAUCCCGACGAAGCUUCGGCCGUCUCACCGCGGGCUCUCCUGCCUCCUCCACCGGUCAUUUCUGCUCUGUCUCCCCGGCUGCUGCUGCGGUUUUUCUGCCAGAAAUCUCCCUGGAUCCGCACAGCUGAUUGAAUUCCUCCACUGUGAUCUGUGUUGGAGCUGGACUGAGCAGCGUUAGCAGACCAAAGAUGGAUCAGCUGUCAGAUGAGGAGGUGGAGGUCAGGGAGGAAGAGGAGGAGGAAGAAGAGGACAGCGAUAAGGAGGACCAGGACCUGGAUAAGAUGUUUGGAGCCUGGCUGGGAGAGCUGGACAAACUCACGCAGGUACACAAAAGUUUGGAUGACGGUCGUCCGGAGCAGCCCCCUCAGCAGAAAGCUCCCCUCAGACAGGAGACCAACAUGGCCAACUUCUCCUACAGAUUCUCCAUCUACAACAUCAACGAGGCGCUGAAUCAGGGGGAGAACGUGGACCUCGACGCUCUCAUGGCGGAUCUCUGCUCCAUCGAACAGGAACUCAGCACCAUCAACACCAAACCCAACAGUGCGGGCGGCAUGGCCCGCCUCGGUUUGACCGACACUAAGGUCCGUCAGAAGCCUCCUGCAGGGCGCAGUAGCAGGCAGCAGCCAGCAGGGGGCAGCAGCGGUGGCGGUAGCAGCAGUAACAGCGUCAGCGGUGGAGGCGGCAGCAGCGGGGCGAGCAGCAGCAGCAGCAGCACCAGAGCGUCACCUGCCGGCACCAUCAGAGCUCCCACCGGGCAUCAUGGGAGACCGGCUCUGGCCUCCAACUUCAGUCUUGACGACAUCACUGCCCAGCUGGAGAAGGCGUCUCUCAGUAUGGAUGAAGCUGCUCGUCAGACCUCCUCCCACUCCCUUAGCUCCGCCUCCACCUAUACGUCAGCCACGAUGCGACGGCCUGGAUCGUCUCAGCGCGCACACCGACGUACGGGAUCGGUGGGCACAGUCAGCGAACACGAGGCUCGUUCGAUCGUUCACUCCUCGCGCUCCUCCGUCACCUCGGCGUCCGAGGUCUCUGUCAACUCCGCGUCCUCCAUGGACUCGUUGGACAGCGUCCUUCGCUCCAACGAAUCAGACGGACAGCAGCCAUCAGUGAAGCCGUCGGCUGAAGGAGCCAGUCAAGGUCACCACAACACAGAGCACUCCUAUCUGGACAGGGAAACCUCUCUGAUUCUGAGAAACAUAGCAGGGAAACCUUCCCACCUGCUGACCAAGGAGGAGCAGGCGGCCAAGCUGAAGGCGGAGAAUAUCCGAGUGGCUCUGGAGAAGAUCAAGGAGGCCCAAGUUAAAAAGUUGGUUAUUCGCGUUCAUUUGUCUGACGAGAGCUCGAAGACCAUGAUGGUGGACGAGAGACAGACAGUGAGACAGGUUUUGGACAGUUUGCUGGAGAAAUCUCACUGUGGGUACAGUCCAGACUGGUCACUGGUGGAAACCAUUAAUGAGCUGCAAAUGGAGCGGAUCUUCGAGGAUCAUGAGAACCUGGUGGAGAACCUGCUGAACUGGACCAGAGACAGCCAGAACCGCCUGAUGUUCACCGAGCGCAUCGAGAAGUAUGCUGUGUUCAAAAACCCCCAGAACUACUUGUUGGGGCGGAAGGAGACGUGUGAGAUGGCUGAAAGAAACAAAGAGGCUUUAUUAGAGGAGUGUUUCGGUGGCAGCUCGGUGUCCGUCCCAGAGAUGGAGGGAGUGCUGUGGCUGAAAGAGGACGGGAAGAAGUCUUGGAAGAAACGUUACUUCCUGCUGAGGGCUUCUGGCAUCUACUAUGUUCCAAAGGGGAAGGCCAAGGCAUCCAGAGACCUGGUGUGUUUCCUCCAGUUGGAUCACGUUAAUGUCUACCACGGCCAGGACUACAAGAGCAAGUACAAGGCUCCGACAGAUUACUGCAUGGUGCUGAAGCACCCUCAGAUCCAGAAGAAGUCUCAGUACAUCAAGUACCUUUGCUGUGACGAUGUCAGAACACUCCAACAAUGGAUCAACAGUAUUCGAAUCGCCAAGUACGGGAAGCAGCUGUACAUCAACUUCCAGGAGGCUAUGAGGAGGACGGAGGCGGCCUACGACUGGUCCUCCCUCUCUUCUUCCUCCAUCAAGUCUGGAUCCAGCUCCUCCAGCCUUCCAGAGUCCCAGUCCAACCACUCGAGCCAGUCGGACAGUGGCGUCUCAGAGAUGACAUCAUCAGGCCACACCCGCUCCCAGAGUGUCGUCAGCUCCAUCUUCUCCGACGCCUGGAGGAGAGGAACGCAAGGAGAGAUGAUGAGAAUCGACCCUAUCAGUAGGCCCAUGCCUGUGCAGAUAAUCUCCCCCCAACCCCCGCCCCCGGCCACCUACACCGCAGGCCUCGCCCAAUCUGAGGAUUCCCCCCCGUCACCACCUUCGCCUCCCCCACCUCCGCCUCCUCCCAUAGUCUCAAGUGUGGCCCAUCAGCCAGCACCAACCCCCUCAUAUGUCAAGUACAGCACGCUGGCUCGCCUGCAGAGCCAGAACCAGUCCUGGACACAGUCGGCAGGAGGCGCCCCAACUGCCCUUCCUGCCCAGUCAACCAAAUCCAACUACAAUACCCUCCCAGCUACCUACAGCACCUCCUCUCAGUUACCACCAUCUCCUCCCCCUCCUCCUCCACCAACAGCUCCGGCCCCUGGCUCAGCCAUGGCAGCACUGAAAUUUGGUCCAUCUAGCCCCUCUGCUCUCCCACCGCCACCCCCACUUGAGGACGAUAUGGAGGAGGAGUCCUACCUCCCGCCUCCUCCACCGGAGAGCCUGGAGGCCAACGGGUUGCCUCCGCCUCCCCCUCCGGAGCCCAUUGCCAACAAUCACUUAACCAACACUGGCCUUCAGCAAUUCCUGGCACAGAAGUUUCCUAACAUGGUGUACGACUUCACGCCAGACAUAAGCGAGGAUAAUUCUCCUCCUCCGCCUCCUCCCCCACCUCCAACUGACCUUUCGCCUCCAGCCUCGCUGCAAAUUCACCGGCCUCUGUCUCCAAAUGCGCCACCUCCUGCACCUCCCAAAACCUUCACUGGUGGUUUUCCCCCUCAAACUGCGCCCAAACCUUCAGGACCUUCUUCCCUUCCGAUUGCCCUUUCACCCGUGUCGCCAACGCAGCCCUUCAGUGGUCACGGGCCCGUUAAAAAGCAGCAAAGCUUCUCAACGGGACACUCCCCAAAUCAGCCACCUCCCACUCUGCCAAAGCAGCACAGCCUCUCUUCCAAAAAUCUUGCUAUCUCUCCCUCUUCCUCCUCUUCUUCUGUCUCCAUCGCUGCUGCUACCUCCUCAUUGGUCAAACAGAUUGUCAAUCAGUUCCCUGGAAACUCUGCUCCAUCCUCUCUGCCCGCCUCCAACUCUAUGGAGGGAUCGAAGUUCUCUGCUCCUCAGUCUCCUCCAGCAGUCAAGGCCAAACCAAAGUGGCAGCCAGGAGGCGUUGUGGCGUCACAGUCACCAGAGUUCCCUCCACCUCCUCCUGAUAACUCCUUAGGAGAGUUCCCUCCUCCUCCUUCUUCCAAGACGGGCUCCCCUAUAAAGAAGUCGCCUUCCACCUCGUCCACAGGAUCCACCAAGCGGGGGCCUCCCCCAGCCCCACAGAGAGCCUCCUCCAUCCGCUCCAGCUCAUCAGGCGAGACCCAGGACGAGAGGCCAAAGAAGGUGGAGAGUCUCGUCAGCAAAUUUGGCCAAGCUCCUCAAACAGGUACCUCGUCCAGCUCCUCGUCAGCGACUGGGUCUCCUUCGAAAGAUUCCUCCAAUCUUCCAGCUCCGCUUCCUAAACCGGGGAAGCUCAACUUGGCUAACCUCCCGUUGGCGCUGCAGGGGCUGCAGACAGGCCAGCACAUUCAGCCCUCUGAGUUCCCGUCCCCACCUCCUCCACCUCCCCCCUCCCAGCCCGCUCACCUCGACUCACCUGACUACUUCCCACCUCCCCCCAGUGACUUUGAGCUUUUCCCGCCUCCUCCCCACCCAUCAGAGUUUCAUCACCCCCCAAAGGUUGCUGUGGUGAACCCCCAGCCUCAGAUGCAGCCUCCUCAACAGUCGGCAACCUCCUUGUCGUCUUCGUCAUGGAAACAAGGUUCGCUGAAAAAGGGGGCGGCCCUUCCUCCAACUCUGAGCCGGCGGACCAGCAACACAACCCCGUAUGACAAUACAAUGCCCAUCUCGCCACCUCCUCUGUCUCAGACCCCACCUCCCUCCCUGCUCUCUUAUUCUUCCUCCUCUCCUGUCCCGCCCACCUCCCCAAAAUCACCAGGGCCGAGCUCCCUGGCACUAAAGCCCCACUUCCUGGAAGACCUCAACCGCACCCUUAAGAGGAAGUCAGUGUCUCGCCACGGCUCCCUCACCUCCUCCCACCUCAUCACCUCCUCUAAGAUGGAGCCCGUGGGCACCAUGGAUGACAUGGCGCUCCUCCCACCCCCUCCCCCCGAGCUCCUGCAGCAGCAGCAGCAGGGUGUCCGAGGUCAUUCCCACACUUUGUCCCGCCACCACAAGCACUCCCACUCCACCAAACAUGCCAACAUCUCAGGCUAUGCAACGCUGCGGAGAGGCCCGCCUCCCGCUCCGCCAAAACGGGACCAAAGCACCAAACUGACCAGUGACUGGUAGGGAGCACGGACACUGGCUGGAGCCUAAGAACUGAACUGACUAUUUAGGUCUCAUGCAGAGAAGAAAUAAUCAAUGUCUGUCUUGACUCGUCCGUCUCUCCUCAUCCUAAACCAUCCACCCUUGGAUUCCGAGCAAGUAGCAAGUCGUCUUUCCUACUCUUAAUCCCAGAUUAUGAUUGUUCCUAUUAUCCUCAUUAUUACUAUCAUUACCAAUACAUGUUUAACCCAAUGACAUGAGUAAAAAUAUAUAUAUGUAUAUAUAUAUCUGUAUACAAGCAAGCCAGAAAAAUCAUCUAUCAAGCUUUUUCACAAUGUCUGUGCAGCUUUGCAUUGAAAUAUACAAAAGACAAGACUUGAACGACAACAGCAACAGAGACAAUUUGCUGCACAAUAACUGGUACUGCAUGGAGCCGCGGCAAUGGAAGUAACGCCAAUGAUGAAGGGAAGGACGCGUCAAUGGAAGGAUCAAGAAAAGCGAAAGCUGGAUGAUGUGUAUAGAAGUGUAUGUUGUGAACUAGGGGGGGUUGAGUGGGUGGGACGGGGGGGUGCAUUGCCAUUUAUUUCAAACUUUUUGUGUGUGUUUUUAUAUAAGAUUAUUUAAUACUGGAAAGAUAUUAUAAUUAUUUUAAGUUUUUAAGAAGCGUCAAAAGAGAGUGAGUUUGACUGGACGUGGGUCUGUAUUCUCAAAAUAUGUUAAAGUGUUGAUCUGUGUUACCAAACUAGCAUACAGCUUUUUCCACUGAGUUGGAUCAUGUCAUCGAAUAAUGUUUCUUUAAAUUUAGAGCUUCAAGGCUGAUUGGUUGGUGAUUUCCAAUGAAUAAGACUUGAUAGUUAAAUGCACACUGAUUGAAGAAAUACUUGUAAAUCCACCAGUAAGGCUGUGCUCAGAUUACAGUUGUUUUGAGUAAGGGUUGCACCGGUUUUAACGUAAACUGUGGUAUGAAAGUUGACAGUUAAUCAUGCCGUUUACAUUUGCUUAUCUACAGUGUUGAAAAAAAUGACUGAAAAAUCUCUCUUGUGCAUGCACAUCUCCUUUCCCCCUUUUUACACAUACUUCCAUUAAAAGAGUGGUCUUAAGUUUCAAUUAUGAUAAAGUGGUUGUUCAACCAAAAAAACUUCUGUUUUCAUUCCUUUGAGGCUAAUUGUAACUGAUAAAAAUAAUAAUAAUAACAAUAACAAUAAUCAUAAUAAUCAGGUAAAAGCAUAUACCAUGAUACUGUAAAAAGAAAAUUAAAAAGAAACGAAAUAUUUUCUGAAACGGAAAAUAAUAAAUUGGUUUACUUUGACUGCCAUGUGUGACUGACAAAAAAUAGCAUGAAUAACGUUGAAAGUCUGUAAAUCUUCAUAUUUAUCCCCUGAUCCAGAAUGACACUAAAUACACUUGCCAGUGAUUAUCUUAACUGCAAAUUACCCCAGUGAUCAAAUAAAUCUAUGUCAUAAACUUUUAAAUUUUAGGUCAAGUACUUAAGUAAAAAUAUUGAUUCUUCAGUUCAAGGAAGGGGUUACAAUAAAGUUUUUGAUGUUUCAUUUAGAUUCAUUAAUUGUUAUAUUAAUAGAGUGCCUCAAAAAUUUUUUUUUUUUUAGGCUGACGCGGUCACGUAAGCAUCACCGUAGUUCCCUCAUCAAAAAGCUUAUAGGAUUUUUUGUUGGAUUUUCAAUUAUUACAGAAAAUAAGCUCUUUGGGCAAACAAAUGUUUAUGAUUUUUACAGGUUUUUUGUUCAGCAACAUUAUCAUUACAAAUGAACAGCAAUUUUUAGUAUCUUCAGCUAGUGUUAACCACAGACCUUAUUUCAAGCAUCUGACCCCCCCAAAAAAUGCUGGGGUACUCUAUAGAGUCAUACAAAAAAUAAUAUUAAGGACAAUUGGAAAUGAUUAAUUUGAUAAACCGAAAAAUCAAAACGAGAACCAUUAGAUUAAUCGCCAACAAAAUAAUCAUUCGGUGCAGCCCCACAUCAAAUAAUGUUAUACAAGUUGCUUUCACGUAUUUCCUUUUCUCUGCAAAGUGAGAUGUGUUGGAGGCCACCAGGAUAUGGCUUGCACAUUAAGACCUUUUAACAAAUCAAGAUUUUAAUUUGUUCAUACCAAACACUUUUGCAUUAUCAUGACUGUCCCCCAGACACUUAACCAGAACCUUCUUUAAUCUGAGCUCAGCCUUAACGAGUCGGUCAGCCAGCGACAUCAAACCAAUUCUGGUAACAGACUUGUUAAAAUAACAGACUUUAUUCUGUUAACUCAUCAGUCAGCUCUGCAGUCAGUCUGUUAGGUAACUGUGUCAAAGCUAUUAAAUCAAGCAGCUAUUCAGCUACAAUGAACUCUGUCUGAGCGAAGGUGAUCGUCUAUUUUAAAAGUUAAUUAAAGCUGCAGGCAGGGAUGAAAGGGCCCUCACACCCCCAUGUAUGUCAUGGUACUGGUGCACUUCAGCUAAAGCGGUCGUUCAUCGCUGUGAAAGUCGGAUAAUGCACGCAAAGAGUUUGGACCCUGGAGUGAGAAGUUCCAUGUCAUCUUGGUGUACAUCAUUUGUAGACCAAACCAUGAAAACUUUAUGUAAAUCAAUUAAUUAAUAUUAAAACAAAAAAACUAUCUGAAAUGUUGAGUUUGAACCUUAUUCAGGGCAGGUGAGUUUUACAGGUUGCUUCCCAGCAAAGAGUCUGAACAGAAACUUAAAACACAGUUCACCUGUCUAAAGGUUUAGCUCAGUUGGUUCGAGUGCUUAACUACAAACCAAAAGGUCAUGGGUUCAAAUCCCACCAAAAACAGGUGAAUUUUACAAGCAGUCCAAACCACAGAGGGGAAAAAACGCUGACAAUAGUUUAAGUGUUAGCUGGAUUAGCUAGCUCUAAGAGUGUUUCAGGUAGUGAGUUUGAACUUUAUCCAGGACAGGUGAGUUUUAAAGACUACUGUCCAAACAAGAGUGUGAAAUAGCACGUCGAAAACAUGUCACAAGGUUUGGCUCAGUGGGUUAGAAAGUCGAUUGGGGUCUGUUACGUUGUGGGAUUGAGACUUAUUCGGGACAGGUGACUUUAAAGGUUGUUGUCCAAAGGUUUCCUAGGUCGGCAGUUGGCUGAAAUUUAAUGGAUAAUGGCAGAACUGGCAAAAACUGUACAUAAACAAGGCAAGGACACAAUUGUGUCACGAACAAACAAAAUACCAUACAUUUGAAUAUUUAAACGUGUCAGUACUCUUUAAUGGAUAACUUAUGUUAUUAAAUCAUAUUUUCUAAAUUA
Plectropomus leopardus (leopard coralgrouper) is the source of this 7884-nucleotide messenger RNA. It is a transcript of the gene raph1a, whose product is annotated as Ras association (RalGDS/AF-6) and pleckstrin homology domains 1a. Lineage: Eukaryota; Metazoa; Chordata; Actinopteri; Perciformes; Serranidae. Gene Ontology annotation, cellular component: cytosol; plasma membrane. The record is from RefSeq and is a predicted model, not a curated record. Gene Ontology annotation, biological process: signal transduction.